Molecule: messenger RNA, 957 nt
Organism: Schistocerca gregaria
Lineage: Eukaryota; Metazoa; Arthropoda; Insecta; Orthoptera; Acrididae
Product: serine/threonine-protein phosphatase 6 regulatory ankyrin repeat subunit C-like
Exons: 3
Coding region: 1-957 (318 amino acids)
Molecular function (GO): protein binding
Source: RefSeq, a predicted model, not a curated record
AUGGAGUUUGUGCGGCUUGAGGAAAGGGAAAACUACAAUUCCGAAGGUCUUCCACGCUUCAGGAUAGUAACAUGUGGUGACAACCGUGUUGAAAUGGGUGUCAGAGCUCAGAGCAACAGCAUGGGUUCAUGGUUGCACAAAGCAGCAGAGAGCGGGGACAUGAUAGAACUGCAGGGAUUGCUGGAUGCGAGCGUGGACGUGAACCACCGAGACGAGUACAGGCAGACUGCUCUCCACAAAGCUGCAGGGAGAGACCACGAGCAGGUCGUCGCGCAGCUACUGAGGGCUGGUGCUGAUCCCAGUCCCCGUGACAACUGGGGGAGGACGCCACUGCACCUGGCAGCCAGGGAGGUCCACGAGCGCGCUCUCGGGUUCCUGCUCAGGGCAGCCCACCGACAGCUGGGGGAGGACUCCUCUGCACCUGGCUGCGAAGGAAGGGCGCGAGCUCGCUGUCAUGUGGCUCCUCGUCCUGGGGCAAACUCUGGUGCUGCGGACAACUGGGGCAGGACGGCGCUGCACCUGGCGGCCAAGGAGGGCCACGCGACGACGGUGAAAUGCCUCCUAGAGGUGGACGCCGACCCCAGCGCCCGAGACGGCUGGCAGCGGACUCCCCUCCACCUGGCGGCCAAGAACGGGCACGUGGAGUGCGGCGGUCGCCUGCUGGCUGCAGGGGCUGGCCUCAGAGUCAGUGACAACUGGGGGAGGACCCCUCUCCACCUGGCUGCGAGGGAAGGCGCCGAUCGGAGCGUCCAGUGGCUGAUCCGGUACGGUGCCGUUGUCGACGCGAGGGACGACUGGGAGCGGACGCCGCUUCAUCUGGCAGUCAGAAACAGGAGAGAGGCAGCUGCCGUGUACCUCGUGCGCAGGGGAGCUGAUCGUAGAUUGCAGGACAGGUGGCAGAGUGAAUUAAUCGUGUCUGCUGAAUUGACAGUGGCAGCUGAAGCGGACGCAGUCUGA